Entelurus aequoreus (snake pipefish) is the source of this 9909-nucleotide messenger RNA. RefSeq names its product zinc finger protein 821 (gene znf821). Lineage: Eukaryota; Metazoa; Chordata; Actinopteri; Syngnathiformes; Syngnathidae. Gene Ontology annotation, biological process: regulation of transcription by RNA polymerase II. Gene Ontology annotation, cellular component: nucleus. Bases 360 to 1745 code for a protein of 461 amino acids. The transcript is spliced from 6 exons. Gene Ontology annotation, molecular function: RNA polymerase II cis-regulatory region sequence-specific DNA binding; DNA-binding transcription activator activity, RNA polymerase II-specific. The record is from RefSeq and is a predicted model, not a curated record.
ACAUCGGAGCUGCUCGUGGCCGCUCCGUCGCUCUCAGUGGGCCUUUAAAAACAACCUUCCAUUGGAUUUACUGUUGUUGUUUUUUAAACCACCGCAACAAUGUGACGCUUUUGUAAAUUCGUGUUUUUGUUUAGUUUGCCUCCUUUCAAUCGACUACAUUCAUUAUUUUGUCAUCCAUCUGGACCGAUGUAGGGGUAACCGUCCUGAGGGUUCGGAGGGGAUUCCAUUUGUUUUUCUUUCCCCGGGAGUGCACCGUAAUAUGUCCAGACGGAAACAGACCAACCCCUUCAAAGUUGACUGUAGGUAUUUAAGGGCCAUUCCAAACAAGCGGCAUCGCAGGAUUUCAGCACACCAUUAACAUGGACGGCAGGGACGAGUUCACCGAAGACAGUGAAUGCUGCAGCAACAAUUCCCAGGAAGUCCUCGGACAGGAGAGCAUCUCAGAAGACAGCGAUAGCGACCUCGACCACCACGGCGAAGACUCCUCGUCCAACACCUCGGCUGAUGACCACAUGACUGCCAAGAGGGCGCAGUGCCGCCUGCAAGGAGCGGGAGUCAAAGAGGAAAACGAGGAAGGGUCCGACCACUUUGUAUGUCCUCUUUGCACAAUGGACUUCAGCAGCCCUGAGAAGCUCAUCUCCCACGUCUACCAGCACACGAGCAUGACGAGCAGCACCAAGAGCUACGUGUGUCCCGUGUGUGGGCGAGCGCUGAGUUCGCCCGGCUCGCUGGGACGCCAUCUUCUCAUCCACUCCGAGGACCACCUCUCCAACUGUGCCGUCUGUGGAGCACAUUUCACCGACACCACCAACUUCAACAGAGAGAAGCUGAAAGAUGUCCUGGAUACGACCAGGCUGGAUGUAUCAGGUGGAAGGGACACGUGUCCCCUGACCCACUCGCUCUCCAGCAGUCCCAUGGCCAGUCCAGGACCCGACCCUCUUUCCUGCCACAGACCAGGACCAGGUCCCAGUUCCUGUCAGGGCCCUCAGCCAUGCCAAGUUCCCGACCCCAGCACAGGUCUCUGUCAGGCCCAUCGAACGUGUCACGAGUCGGACCACAUCUCCAGCUUGUGUCAGGGUCCUGGACCAGACCGAGGUCCCUCUUUCCCCUCGCUGCCUGACAGUCUGCUCUCUGAAGGACCGUCGCUCGCGUCCAUCCCCGACUCCCUUAACUCCUCCCCCUCCGGUCUUCCUCCAAUCCCAGACAUCCUGAGUCCGAUGCCCGUGUAUCCUGCCGGAGUUCUCCUGGUGUGCAACAGCUGCGUGGCCUACCAGCAGCUGGUGGACGCCCAGUCCCCCGCACGCAAAUGGGCUCUGCGCAGGAAAAGCGAGCCGGUAGAGGCGCGCAUGCACCGCCUGGAGCGCGAACGCACGGCCAAGAAGAACAAGCGCGCGUGCGAGACGGACGAAGAGCGGGAACUGCGGCGUCUGCGGGACCGCGAGUCCAAGCGCAUGCAGAGGAUGCAGGAGACGGAGGAGCAGCGGGCGAGGCGUCUUCAGCGGGACAGGGAGGCCAUGCGCAUGAAGAGGGCCAACGAGACGCCCGAGAAGAGGCAGGCCAGGCUGAUACGCGAGAGGGAGGCAAAGAGGAUCAAGCGGCGGCUGGAGAAGAUCGACCCCGCCCUCAGGACGCAGAUAGAACACGACCCCGCCGCUAUGGCUGCCCUGACGGCGGACAUGAGCCUAUUUCAGUUCCCCUGCUCCGUCCCUUCUAUGGAUAAUGGACUCUUUAUGAAGCUGCCCUAAGAACACCACUUUCACUUUCACUUCAUUCUAACGCUGCCUUCACACUUGUCUUUGCUGCACUUAAACCAACUCUCAUGUUUAUGGCGUCAAAGCAGUAACAAAAUCCUCGCACGUAAAAACCACACUCAUGACCUCUCUGCACGAGCAAUUCAUUUUGCGCACUGCAAUUUAAUUGCCAUUUGCCAAGAUUUUAAAUUGUAUUUCUAGAGAUUUCACUAGUUUUAAGAGCUUAUUUGAUUAUUUUUAAUGUUUUAAUAAUAAAAUUGUAUUUAGUCUAUUCUCGUUAAAAAAAAUUAAAAUUGAGAAAAUAACUACCGGUUUUCAAAAAAGAUUUUUGGUUUAUCCCCGCAUAGAAAAUACUGUUCUGCAAUAUCUCGAGGAUGCUUAAAUUAAGAAUUGCAAGUAGAAGAUUGCUUGUUUUCAAAAUAAAAUGCUUAUUUCUAUCUUUAUAGUCCUGCCAAUUACUAGAUAUACAAAUCUUAAUUUAGGAUGUCUUAUCAAGUAAAAUUAUCUGUACAUGCAGCUACUUAAUACCUCUAGUUUUUAGUAUUUUUCCCUGAAAUCAAAUAUUUUGACAGCUCACUUUUGCAGUGUGCGCACGUAGACUCAUUUUGCACAUUUGGACCCAUUUUGUGCAUACGUAAACACAUUUUUAGCCCAUGUAAGCUAACUUUGCACACAUGCGGACUCAUUUUGUUCAUUAGCAAACAAAUUUUUUGCCCAUGCGGACUAAUUUUGCACAUGUGCAGACUAACUUUGUCCAUACGUAAACAAAUGUUUUGCCCAUGCGGACUCAUUCUGUGCAUAUGCAAACACAUUUUUCCCAUGCGAACUCAUUUUGCACACGUGUGGACUCAUUUUGCACAUAUACUGACUUUUUAUGUGCGAGUGUGGACCAAUUUUGAUAUGCAAACACAUUUUUUGCGCGUGCUGACUAAUUUUGUACAUACGAAAACAAGUUUUGACCAUGCGGAUUAGUUUUGCACGUGUGUUUUGCACUCAUUUUGCGUGCCUACGGACUCAAUUCAUGCAUGUGCAAACUAAUUUUUUGUACAUGCAGACUCAUUUUAUGCAGGCACCAACCAGUUUUUUGCGCAUGUGGACUCCUUUUGCAUACGUGCAGACUCAUUUUGUGCAUACGCAAACCCAUCUUUUGACCACGUGGAUUAGUUUUCACACAUGCCGACUCAUUUUGUACACACAAAGACUCAUUUUAUGCAUGCGCAAACAAAUUUUUUCACAUGAGCAAACACAUUUUUUGUGCAUGCGCAAACUAAUUUUUCACACGUGCAGACUUAUUUUGUGCAUGGGCCAACUCAUUUUAAGCUUGUGCAGCCUCUUCGCGUGUGUGGCAUCUUUUUGCACGCACACAGACUCUUUUUGCACUUGCGCUUUCUCUUUCCCCACCCGUGCAACGUUCCACUCUUUUGGCACUAAGGGGCGGGCAAUAAAUGGACGGCCUAGCAUCUCCCCUCCUUUCUGAUUGGUCACCAGGAGACAGUAGGUGUUUAAGGCGACCAAUCAGAAAGAAGGGGAUAUGCUGGGCCGUGUAAUCAAAAAUGUCAAAAUGUAGAAUGUCGGAAAAGACACAUGGCGAACAAUUGCACACACAGAGGCCUCAUGGGCUUAAAAUUAGUUUGCAGUCAUGUGCAAAAUGCAGUGAGCUUUUUACGCGCCAAGAUUGUGGCCCUUUUUUGACAUCAUACAUGUUGCAUGUUGUGUGUGUCAAAGGCGCGCUCCUCAAGUCUAUUUUAGAAGAUUUUUAAGCAGGUAUAUACAGUAAUACCUCCGUUCCAAGAGCUCCUAUGAAGACUGAAUUAUUUUUCAAUCAAAUUCCAGACACCCUGAAAUAUGAACAGGAAAGACGUUUUAUGGAGAAUAAUCCUAGUUGUAUGCACACAAAACAAUAUGAAAAGUGUGUAAAUGAUGAAAGAAAUGAUCACGUUUACUUUUAUUGAAGAUUGAGGCCAAGGGAGGAGCCACACAAUGUUCUUUCUUGAAUUCAGUAGUUUCUCACCUGCUUUAUCAAAGUACUCACAACUUUCUUUGGCCCCAUUGUGGAUUCAAUUGUAGUCAUACUAAAAAAUUUAAAAAAAGAUUGAUACUGAGUCCCCAACGCAAAGGAUCCUUAGUUUGGGAGAUGAUAUCUGAUCAAACGUACUAUUUUGUUAGGUGCAAUAUUUGGCUGUACGAUAACCGAUACACCAAAACCGGAGAAACGUUAAAAAAAAAAAAAUCAUAAAUAAAUAAAUUGAUAAAAUCAGAGCUGGAUGUGAAAACAACAUAAUACUGUGUUUCCUGAAAACUGCCCAUUCAUGUCCGUACUUGAGACUUUCUCCACUGAUGGUGGAGACGGCGGCCAUUUACAUAAUUGUCUCUUUCAAAAGCAGGACAGGUUAUAGGUGGUUUUUUUGUUUGUUUUUUCAAAAGACAAAAACAGCUUGCGUGUCUGUGACAACGUGUAAUGUUUGAGUAUUGAAGCACAAGUGUGAACGCAGCCUCAACAAGACUUUUCUUUCUUGUGGUGAAGAAUGUUCCAACUUGAUUCGUUCGAGCAUGUUGUAAAGAGAUUUGAUUUGAAGAGAUGUUUUUGCACAUAAUUCAUAAUAUCAUGUGGACUUUGUAGCCAUAGAGCCCAAAUCCCUUCCUCCUCACCUUCUUCAAGCUGCCGCAUCAAGUCGUUGAUGUUCACUCAACCUUCUACCUCACAUGACUGAUGUUUCUACUAGUGCUGUCCCACUAGUACUACCUACUAGUACUACUUACUAGUAUUACAUACUAGUACUACUUACUAGUGUUGUCACUACUUCAUCGGACCAAAAGCAAGAGUCCUCAUGAGAACUACAGCUUCUCUUUGUGGUCCCAAAGUACUACAAACUAGGGGUGUCCCAAUUCCAUAUUGACAUCGGUCUGAUAUCAGCAAAAAAACAAAAAAAAAGUAUCGGAUGAUAUCGACUUGCAUGUAAAAUGUCCCUGCUUCCUGGAGGGCAUUUAGGACUCCUUGUAUCGAACGUUUGAUCUUUUAUUGUGUUUUAGCGGUUUUAACGAUAAACAUGGAAGGCUAUAAGCUACUAGGAGCUAGCAGCUACACAGCAGCUAAGCACACAAUAGCACACAUGCUAAACCAGUCCUUGUGGGGCGCGGUGUGAGGCUUUUUUUUUUUCCCGUACCAGAAUAUGAUGAAGCGUGUUACCAGGGUGGGAGACGAGGAAAGACCAGUGUGUUGUUUCCUUUAAUGGUAAUACGCUUACAAUGUUAUGCAGAGGUAUAGUUAUAACAAUUUUAUAGACAAAUUAUACUGUUUGUCUAUAAUAGUAUAGGAGGCGUAAACAUUUUUUUUUGAGAAGUACUGCGCUAGACAUACGUAAAAGUGUCCUUAUUUGAACAAUAUUGCAGUCUAAAACAUGACGUUUGUCAAUGUAAACAAAUGUCAAAUCAUUUUAGUUGCAUAUGACUUACAUUUACAAAGUCUCCAAGGCAGAAGCAUAUUAGAAAUAAUUCAGUAUCAAACGUGUCUGCAUUAUUCAACUAACUGCCUCACUGCUAAAUCUUUCAUUAAGUUAGUGUUUUUCAUACCUACCAUUGUUCUCUGACUAAGUUCACUUGAUCAAACCUUUUCUAACAUUCUACACUACAUAAUACAAGUUUGUUUUUCCUGCUGAUAUCGUAUCAGAUUAAUAUCAACAUCGGCUAACAUUCAAGGCUCCUACAUUGGUAUCAUGUUGGAAGUGGAUAAGUUGAAUCGGGACACUCCUACUGCCUACUAGUCAUGGUCUACUAGUACUGCCUACUAGUAUUGUUCUACUAGUACUGCCUACUAGUAUUGUUCUACUAGUACUGCCUACUAGUAUUGUUCUACUAGUACUGCCGCUACUUCAUUGGACCAAAAGAAAAAGUGUGUGUCCUCUUGAGUACUACAACUUCUCUCAGAGUACUACAAACACGAUGACAACUUCUCUACUCGGUUUUCUGACAUUUUCUGCUCUUGUGCUCAAUCAGUGCUGCUGUUUCUCCUCAUGACUGUACGAUACAUGUUAUUACCUCUUAUUAUUAUCAUCAUCACUGGCAGUAAAAUAUGCUCCAAAAAUGUCCUUACUUGAAUUGGGCCUGAGUUGGUUGGAUCUUCAGGCCUUGCUUGGUAGCGUUCACUGCACGACUUUGCAAACAUUGUCACCGAUAAUCACCAUGAACCUCAUAUUUAUGCAAUAUUGUCUCCAUGUUUUUCCUUGUCACUCUUUUGUUCUUUUUUUAUAUUUAAAACAUGGUAUUUUCUUGCUGCAUUUGUUCCCAACAGCGUUUGCAUGUGUUUGUGUCACUCCCAGACCAACCUGUCAAGCAGCAUCAUUUUCCAUAUGAAGUUACUCAUCUUACAACAAUAAAGUUGGAGUAAAAGUAUUGGCAGUAAAAAAAAAUGAAGACUUGAUUUACCAAAUGUCAACAUUUUAUGAUCAAAUUAAAUCUGCAACUAGUUAAGAGAGCUUCCGUACUCAUCAGAUAUUGUUACAUAUUAGCUCAAAAAUAUUCAUCUUUAUGCUCAUUAAAUUCAGCAUUUCUAUCUCAUGAUAAUCAAAUUGUAUUCACAUUAAAUGACUACUUUUUCCUUCAAAUAUAACUAUUUUUAUCAAAUUACAACUGUACAGUCCAUCCAUCUUCUCGUGCUUAUCAAAAGUUGGGUCGCGGGGGCAGCAGCCUAAGCAGAGAAGCCCAGACUUCCCUCUCCCCAGCCACUUCGACCAGCUCCUCCCGGGAGACCCCGAAGCGUUCCCAGGCCAGCUGGGAGACAUAGUCUCUCCAACGUGUCCUGGGUCUUCCCCGUGGUCUCUUACCGGACGGACGUGCCCUAAAAACCUCCCCAGGGAAGCGUCCGGGCAGCAUCCUGACCAGAUGCCCGAACCACCUCAUCUGGCUCCUCUCGAUGGUGGAGGAGCAGCAGCUUUACUCUUGAGCUCCUCCCGGAUGACAGAGCUUCUCACCCUAUCUCUAAGGGAGAGCCCCGCCACCCGGCGGAGGAAACUCAUUUCGGCCGCUUGUACCCGUGAUCUUGUCCUUUCGGUCAUGACCCAAAGUUCAUGACCAAAAGUUAGAAUGGGAACGUAGAUCGGCCGGUAAAUUGAGCGCUUUGCCUUCCGGCUCAGCUCCUUCACCACGACGAACCAAUGCAGGGUCUGCGUCACUGCACGAUCCACUCUUCCCUCACUCUUGAACAAGACUCUGAGGUACUUGAACUCCUCCACUUGGGGCAAGAUCUCUUUCCCAACCCGGAGAUGGCACUCCACCCUUUUACGGGCUAGAACCACAGACUCGGACUUGGAGGUGCUGAUUCUCAUCCCAUUUGCUUCACGCUCGGCUGCGAACUGGUCCAGUGAGAGCUGAAGAUAAUGGCCAGAUGAAGCCAUCAGGACCACAUCAUCAGCAAAAAGCAGAGACAUAAUCCUGCAGACACCAAACAGGAUCCCCUCAACGCCUUGACUGCGCCUAAAAAUUCUGUACAUAAAAGUUAUGAACAGAAUCGAUGACAAAGGGCAGCCUUGACGGAGUCCAACCCUCACUGGAAACAGAUCCAACUUACUGCCGGCAAUGCGGACCAAGCUCUGACACUGAUCAUACAGGGAGCGGACUGCCACUAUCAGACGGUCCGAUACCCCAUAAUCUCCGAGCACCCUCACAAGACUUCCCGAGGAACACGGUUGAUGUAGACUGGUUGGGCAAACGCCCAUGCACCCUCAAGGAUCCUGCCGAGAGUAUAGAGCUGGUCCACAGUUCCACGACCGCACUGUUCCUCCUGAAUCUGAGGUUCGACUAUCUGGCUUAGCCUCCUCUCCAGUACACCUGAAUAGACAUUACCAGGAAGGCUGAGGAGUGUGAUCCCACAAUAAUUGUAACACACCCUCCAGUUCCCCUUCUUAAAGAGAGGAACCACCACCCUGGUCUGCCAAUCCAGACGCACCACCCCUGAUGUCCACGCAAUGUUGCAGAGUCUUGUCAACAAAGACAGCCCCACAGCAACCAGAGCCUUAAGGAACUCCGGGCGGAUCUCAUCCACCCCCGGGGCCCUGCCACCGAGGAGCAUAACUACCUUGGCAACCUCAGCCCCAGAAAUAGAUUCCCCAGACACUGCGUCCUCAUAGGAAGACAUGCAAUUGGGAUUGAGGAGGUUUUCAAAGUAUUCCCUCCACCGAUUCACAACGUCCUAAGUCGAGGUCCGCAGCACACCAUCCCCACCAUACACGGUGUUGACAGUGCACUGCUUCCCCUUCCUGAGGCGGCAGAUGGGGUCCAGAAUCGCUUCGAAGCAGUCUGGAAGUCGUUCUCUAUGGCUUCUCAGAACUCCUCCCAUGUCCGUGUUUUUGCCUCUGAGACCGCCUCGCGCAUCAGCUCAGGCCCCUUCCCCCCCAGUGAGGUGACGUUCCAUGUCCCAAGAGCUAGCUUAUGUAGCCGAGGAUCAGACCGCCAAGGGCCCUGCCUUCACCCGACCUCUAUGCCCCCUCCUAUGAGUGGUGAGCCCAUUGGAGGGCGACUAUACAGUGGUCACAUAAUUAAUGCAUUAAUUUGCAUAAAAUACUUUGUACUCAUAAAACUGUAACCUGUUUGUAAUAAUACAAAUGUAUUCUCGUAAAAACACAAUUUUGUCCUUCUAAUUUUUUAACCCAUAAAAUGACUUUUCACAUUCUUACAAUUUAUUUGCAAUAUUACAAAUAUUUUUGAUAUAAUUUGCAUAAAUUACUACUUUUUCCUCAGAAUAUUCAGACUUCAUUCUCUUAAAAUUGUAACUUAAUUUAAAAUAUUACAAAAUACAGCAAUUUUUCUCAUGAUAUUCUAUUUUAUUCUCAUAAAUUAUUACUAUUUACUUUACGACUAUACUCACAAAAAAGUAUUGUAUUUUAUUGGCAAUAUUACAACCAUACUCAUAAAACUUGCAUUUUACUCGUAUCGUUCCAACUGUGCUCAUAAAAUAUUUGCUGUUUACAUGCGAUAUUGGACUAUACUUGUAAAAUUACUGCAUGUUACUCGUAAUUUUACAACUAUACUCAAAAUUUGUAUUUACUCGUGAUACAUUUGUCUAAUUGUAAUAUUACGACCAUAUUUUAAUGAAAUAUUUUACUUUUAUAACGGACUUUGUUCUCACAAAUAAAAUAUUUUUUUUAUCAUAAUGUCCUGACUUAUUUGACAUAAAAUGACUAAUUUUUUCCUCCUAUUAAAAUAUUCCGACUUCACUCUCAUAAAAUAUUGCAACUUUUGCUUUUUUAUAUUGUGACUUUAUCCUCAUGAAACUACAUUUUCUUGUUAUGACCUUCAUUUUGUGAUACACAGUACUGAUUUAAUUCUCAAAGUUUUUUCUAAUAACUAUUCUCAUAUGAUUUGAUUUUUUGCCUCUGAAAUAUAUAAUUCUUCUAAAAUGACAUUGUCCUAGAAUACUCAAAAUGUAUUCUUGUUGCCUUUUUUCAAAUCUUAGUAUUAGCUCAGUCUCAUAACAUUUCCUUUGGCUCUCUAAAACAAUAGCUUCUAUUGUAAUAUUGUAUGAUGAAUAAUAAAGCCAUAAUGUUGCGGUUUUUUUAAAUUACUGUUUCAAUUUGUCCCUAACAUUUCCAAAAGUCCAAACAAAAGUUCUUCUAGGAGUGCAUCAAACUUUUAUGCAACAUGUUUUGACUUCUUAUUCCAGAGAAAUCAUUUGAGCUUUCAUUGAAACUAUGCAGAGCACACCUUUAUUUGUUUUACUCUGGAAUGCAACUUCUCAGGAGAUGUAAGACAGCAAGGUAGCUUCAUUUCAGGGUCAACAGCAAGGUGUCACAAUGAAAGGCAGGUUCUGUGUUUCAGGUCAUAUUCUUUUUCACCUCACUUUAUGAAUACCAAGUACUUUCUUUUUUGGAAAGUUGCUACAAUUGCAGAGGAAAUGUUAGUAAGUCAAUGUCAGCUUUUAGCUCUGUUGGUGUGUUGCUAAGAUGUUACUGCAUGUGGGAAAUGAUGCCUGCUUCUUCUUUUUUUAAAUACACAUUUACUCCAACAGUUAUGUUUAAUUAAAAAUGGCCUUUCUGUUGAUAUGAGGAUUUCCUCCUGAUGUCAUGUUUACAGCGUAUUGGGCCAACGUUGUCAUCUCAGUGACUGCAUUUAGUUGUGUGCAGUUGGAACCACGUGAUGAAUGUGAAAAUAAAUAUUCUUUUUUCUA